AUGGAGAUUAUUCUGAAGCAGGCGCAAAAUGAAGGGUGGAACAUUGGUGCAGUAAUCACCGAUAACGCCGGUCAAUGUGGUAGAGCUCGGCGCAUCUUGGCUUUACGAUGGCCUAACGUUACGUUUCUUUUCUGCUUUGCACAUUGUAUCAACAACAUUGUCAAAGCAGUGUUAAAGUCAUCUUUUUCUGGGAUUGCCAAGGAGGCAACGGCAGCCGUUAAGUGCCUCAAUGCGUCAUCAGCUAAGUGGCUUGUCCGAGCUAGAGCCAUGAUGGAGGAAUGCUACGACAAGCCGCUAGCGUUGUUUACACUUUGUGAGACACGAUGGAAUAGUAUGCAGAGUUGUUUUGCCUCAUUAUUGAGAGUUCGUACUGCGCUGGAGAUGCUAAGCAUCAAGUACCGUGGCUAUAAAGAUUACCCUAGCUCGCUGAAGGUGUUCAACGAUUCAUCAUUCUGGAGGAAGCUGACAGAGGCGGAACAAGUUAUUGCGCCAUUAUCGGAGUCAUCAUAUCGGCUCCAACGCGACGAGAACACAUUGGCAGAUGUCGUUUUAUCAUUUCGUGAUAUUUUUAAUCACGCUGGGAACAAUGUGAACAGCCACUGCUCAUGUUGA
Messenger RNA from Phytophthora infestans T30-4, 612 nucleotides. RefSeq lists its product as uncharacterized. The coding region runs from base 1 to 612 and encodes 203 amino acids. Lineage: Eukaryota; Oomycota; Peronosporomycetes; Peronosporales; Peronosporaceae. The transcript is spliced from 2 exons. The record is from RefSeq and is a predicted model, not a curated record.